This is a messenger RNA of Cuculus canorus (common cuckoo), 3996 nucleotides long. It is a transcript of the gene NUDT9, whose product is annotated as nudix hydrolase 9. NCBI's taxonomy places the organism in Eukaryota, Metazoa, Chordata, Aves, Cuculiformes, Cuculidae. Gene Ontology annotation, molecular function: ADP-ribose diphosphatase activity. Bases 534 to 1433 code for a protein of 299 amino acids. The transcript has 8 exons. The record is from RefSeq and is a predicted model, not a curated record. Gene Ontology annotation, cellular component: mitochondrion.
GACGCGGGAGCCGGCGCAGUCAAAGAGCGGGCGGCAGCGGGGCGGGGCCGCGUGGGGGAGCCGCCCCUCGCGGUCGCCGCGGCUCUGCCCAGUGAGCGCCGUGCUUGUAAGGAGGCCUGGAAGGGGGGAGCAGGGCUACCGGCGGCCCGGAGCGGCCCAUGCUUCCCCUCAGCGGCGCCCUGCGAGCGGCGCCCGAUGUCGCUCGGGCGGUCGCCGUACUCUCCGUGACGGCCGCGCUGUGCGCCCAGCCCACCCGAGGCCGCCGGGAGCCCAGGUACCGCGGGCAAGCUCUGCCGGGCUGGAGGCGCUGCCCGCCCCGCGUGGGAACCGCUGGGGAGAGGGUCCACUUCGAGGUCAUCGAGUCCAACCGCAUCUGCCCGACGCCAGACCGUCCCCGAGCACCUCCUCCACCCGUCUCUUAAACACCCCCAGGGGUGGGGUCUCGGUCACCUCCCUGGGCAGCCUCUGACGGUGCCCGAGAACCCUUCUGUAACUCAUCGGCAAACUGUUGGUCCCAUCUUCAUCCUGUUAACAUGUUCAACAGUUAUAAUGUUAAGCAGUUCUACCACAGCAAAGCUCUCACCUCCCCAUAUCCUGGAUCACACAUCGAGCGUAGCCAAGUUCCUGAAGAUAAAGUGGGCUGGCUGGUUGAGUGGAAAGAUUAUAAUCCUGUGGAGUAUACUGCAAAGUCUGUUUUGGCUGGACCCUGUUGGGCAGAUCCCCAAAUCAAUGAUAAAAGUUUUUCUCCCAAAUUCAAUGACAGAGAUGGAGAAGUGGAGAGGAAGAGUCUGAAUGGCUUGUAUAUGGUUGAAAAUGGGAGGCCCCGAAAUCCAGUGGGAAGGACUGGCAUCACAGGCAGAGGAUUGUUGGGGCGCUGGGGACCAAACCAUGCUGCUGAUCCUCUUGUAACUAGGUGGAAAAGAGAUGGAAGUGGCAAUAAAAUUGCUCAUCCAGCUACUGGCAAAAGCAUCUUGCAGUUCGUAGCUAUCAAGAGGAGAGACUGUGGGGAAUGGGCCCUUCCAGGGGGGAUGGUGGACCCAGGGGAGAAGAUCAGUGCCACCCUGAAGCGAGAAUUUGGGGAGGAGGCCUUGAAUUCCUUGCAGAAAACACCAGAGGAGAAAACGGAGUUGGAGAAGCAGCUACACAAGUUGUUCAGCCAGGAACACUUUGUGGUGUACCGAGGAUAUGUGGAUGACCCUCGUAACACUGAUAACGCUUGGAUGGAGACAGAGGUUGUGAACUAUCAUGAUGAAACUGGUGAGACAAUGGAUAAUCUCCCUCUGGAAGCAGGUGAUGAUGCUGGAGUAGUGAAGUGGAUGGACAUCAGUGAGGAGCUCAACCUGUAUGCAAGUCACAGCUACUUCAUUAAGCUUGUAACAGAGAAAUGGGGAGCCCACUGGAGUGAGGAUCCUGGUCCUGAGUGCCAUGAGUGAUGUAAACAAGGCAUGGACACACACCAAGGGGAAAAUAAGUUUGAAGUUUUUCCAGCUUUGAAAUGGAGAUGACAUUGUCCUCUUCAGUGGAAAUUCAGUGACAAUUGUGUGAAAUUCAGCUGGCAAAAACACUUGGAAGUGAGAAAUGGAGACUUUUUCAGAGGCUUCAGAUUGCUUCUUUUGCUUUCUUAGCUAAUGUGAAAUGACAUGAAUGUGGAGCUGUUGUUUUCCUUUCUUGUCUUCAUUAUUUUCAGCCGUUUCAUACUAUCUGCAGAUUUACAUGUCAACAUUGGGAUUCUGACUGCCUGUAUUUCGGAAGCUGUUCACUUUAGCUCUGUUUUUAUGCGCCGAUUUCUUGUCAGCAGUAAGAAUCCUUAAGGGAUAGGAGACUGUAGGAUGACAAUCUGAAUAAUGACUUAAAUGCUACAAGUGAAGUUUUCUUUCUGAGUGGUUUCACCUAAUAUGUCUUUUCAGUGAUUUUUUUUCUAUUUUGAUAGAUUAGUUUUCACAUUAGAUUUCUUUUUAGUUUACAGUAUGGAUGUUAUUUACAUCUGAGUGUCUGGUGUAACUUGAUGACUGAUUUGAGACAUGUGAUAUGAUAGUGAUAGUACAAGGGGGAAUGGCUUCAAAUUGGAGGGAGGAAGAGUUAGAAUAGACAUUAUGAAGAAUUUCUUCAUUAAGAGGGUGAUGAGGCGCUGGCAUAGGUUGCCCAGGAAGGUUGUGGCUGCCCCAUCCUUGGAAGUGUUCAAGGCCAGGUUGGAUGGGGCCUUGAGUAACCCGAUCCAGUGGGAGGUGUCCCUGCCCAUGACAGGGGUGUUGGAACUGGAUGAUCUUUAAGGUCCCUUCCAACCGAAACCAUCCUAUGAUUCUAUGAUUUUGGAAGAGCUGGAUUUCGAGGUUCCUCUUUCCCACUGCUUAUGGCAGUCCAGCUGUUGAGGAGACUUCCAUAAACAGGAUCAUUGGAAAGAGCAGCCUUACAGUAUUAUAUAAUCUUCUAAAUGUGGUGUGUUUUACAGUUUAGGUAAUGUGAGCAACUUGUAGUUAAGAGGCCAGCAUGGCCUUCUAUGGUGUUUAUACUGAUAAUAAGAGCUGCACAAGUUCCUGACAUUUCUCCCUAUGUUUUUAAGGGGUAAUUGCUAUCAAUUGUGUACCAGUGUUGGAUUGAUGACAGUUAAAACUAAAAGUUGUGUUUGAGACCUGAGAAUGGGCUCUGAGUGACUUUUGAGCUGUAUAUUGAUGCAGGGUGGUAAUAAAUGUCAUGGUCUGGAAUUACUUUGUUAAACAGUACUGUGAUAUGCUUGGGCAUUGUUAAGACUCUUGGCCUCAUCCUGCUUAGCUAAUGAAUGGUUUUAGGGCUUCAUCCUUUUCAACACAACUCCUUCCUCCCAUUUAGCUAAUGAAAUCUUUAGGAGUCAUGUCCAUUUACAUGGGGAACCUUGCAAAUCUUGUGGAGUUACUAGUAUAUUCCUUUCAAAGGAAAAAGUAAUGCUAAGAGUUACUAAUUGUAUCUUCAAUCCUUUCUCACCUCUUCCUGUUUGUUCAAUAGCUUCUGUGGUCUUAUUAAAAGAGCAUAAGCGCUUUCUAUUGUUGUAGAAGCUCCCAGAGACUUGAUUUAUGCAAAAAUCUUUCUUCAUAAUUGUAGGUAAGUUGUGGUGGUUGCAUAUGCAGAAACUUUUUGGAUUAAUCUCUCCUCAGCGUAGAAUGGCGACUGGGUAAUAUCUGGUAGGGCCAAACCUGAGACAGCCUGAGAAACAAAAGGCACAGCCUGCUUCGGGCGUUGAUUUCCCUCUUUAAUCCCGGUCUUUGGAAACAGGAUCACUGAAAUGAAUUUGGUAUAUUUUUUUCUUAAGAAAAGAUGAAGUGAACUAAGAAGUUUGAUGCUCAGCAUUUAUUCAAGCUUAAUAAGUAGUAAAACAAGGUUUGAGAGAGCUGUACCUUCACCCAUGCUGGCUUCAGAGGUGAGUGUGUAAAACAGGACUUGGUCGCUAUAUAACCUCAGUUUCCAGCACACUGGUGAUACAAUAGAUGGGAAAGAGCUGUAGGAAGUUGAAGGAACAGCGUUCUGUAGGAGACAUCCAUAGUUACAUCGGAAAACCACAAGAUGUUGUGAAUCAUACCUUCUUAAGACAUUUGGGAUGCUUAGUUUACUUUUCCACUGAUGAAGCAGCCAAGUUUUUUUAUGUGACGUCUACUAAUCCUUGAAGGAUUGAUGGGUUUGGCAAUGGGAGCCUCUGUGUGUUACAAGAGAAAUAUUUCUUCUCUAUUUAUUCAAUAUUCUGACUCUAGGGUUUCGUACUUCAGCUGGGUGGUACUUCUGUGACAUUGCCUAGAGUACUGAAGCUGCUAACUGAGCAGGAGUGUUACAAAUUCAAAAAAUACCUCCAUUUUCCUCAAGAAAUGGGAACUUGUGAAUCUAAGUCCCUGCUGCAUAUUGAGGCCAGAUGGGUACCAGCAACAUAUUUGCAGUUUGAGAGCUGUGCUUUCUGACAUCUGACUAUAUUCAGGUUAAGCAAAAAGCUAUUGAAAGAUCAAGCCUCUAAAUAAAUUUUCAGUUACGGUGUUU